Molecule: messenger RNA, 3285 nt
Organism: Aspergillus clavatus NRRL 1
Lineage: Eukaryota; Fungi; Ascomycota; Eurotiomycetes; Eurotiales; Aspergillaceae
Product: putative Rho GTPase activator Rga
Exons: 6
Coding region: 1-3285 (1094 amino acids)
Biological process (GO): regulation of GTPase activity; signal transduction
Cellular component (GO): cytoplasm
Source: RefSeq, a predicted model, not a curated record
AUGGAGUCUCCAGGCAUGUUCCCGGACUCUCCUAUGGAGCAGGAUGAUGUUCCAUUUCCCUGCAAAGGGUGCGGAGAGAUUCUUGAGGAGGGCAAGGCUUUCGAACUCGCGGGGAACCGAUGGCACAUUGAAUGUUUCUGCUGCAGUACCUGUGGCACUCUUCUCGACUCCGAUGCCCACCUACUACUGCUCGGAGAUGGAUCGUUGAUCUGCAGCAACUGUACCUACAGCUGCAGCUCAUGCGGGGACAAGAUCGAAGACCUGGCCAUUCUGACCGGCGAACAGGCCUUCUGCGCCCAGUGCUUUCGCUGCCGGAAUUGUAAACGGAAAAUUGAGAAUCUGCGCUACGCUCGCACCUCCCAGGGAAUCUUCUGCAUGGACUGUCACGAAUCGCUGAUGCAACGCCGGAGGAAGAAAAAAGCGAGUGCACCGACGAGUAAAAAGCAUGGUCCCAACGUGAAACUGGACAAAUCCCUGCCUUCGCUCCCGCCAGAGGAACGACGACCUCAUCCCACAGACGAAUCUAUCAUUGAUCAUUAUACGGACGAUGCGCGUGCGGCAGCCCCCGCGCUGGACGCGGGACGGAAUGAACGGCCCUCGAUUUCGCGUCAGACCACAGAUGAUCAAGACAACCUGAUACUGCCUUCCAGCACCUAUCGAAGCAAUCGUCACUCGGUGGUACCUCGGGAGGCGGAGGCGGAUGGCGGAGAGUUCCUCAUACCCGUCGCCUUCGACCCCGCAGAGGAAGGGCGGUCGUCGCGCGCACAGUCGCCCCCGACUGCCCACGGACAACCACAGAAAUCCUCGAGAGACGGCCAUGAAACUCUCCCCUCAACGAGCGCAUCCCCCCACAUCGCAUAUCAGGAGAAGGGCCGGGAGCGGGCUGAUGUGGAAUCUGCCCGAUGGCGCGGGGACGAACCCAUCGCGAACGGGACAGCGCGCUCUACAGACAACUUACCGCGAGGCACCUCCAACCGCAGCUCCAGGUCGGAUUUCAAAGAGAACAGCUCAUUUUCGACACCGAGCCCCGAAUCCGCCAAGUCAUCGAACGCUCAAUUCAAGGAUAGCUCAAUGCUCGACUCGAAGAGGUCCACGAUCGUGGAGACCACCGUGACACUCCCCUCCCGUCCAUCGAAUGAGCUUCGUCAACUGCAUGAGAAGGGCGGUUCAGUAGAUUCGACCCGCUCGUUCCCAUCGCCCAACGCCGCGCAGGCCCAUCCCAAACGGGGCGAUUCGCUCGAAAGCCGCCACCACCAGAUCCCGAGGAAGGAGGUCGGAGCUCGACCGCCAUCGGUCGCCCACAGUGACGACGGGACCGGACGGCUGCCGGAAAGGACUUCUUCCAGGAAGAGCACACCGAAAAUCGGCGAGCCGCCUCGUACGCCUCGUGGCGAUUCGACCGCGGAAACCCAUGGGCAUGCUCGUCAUAACUCGAUGAGCACCUUGCAGUCCGAUACCCACCGUCCUGGGUCUCCAUCGUUGCUACGGUAUAGCGCUGCAGGUGAAUUCUCGAUGGAGGAAGAUAUGGCUCGGAUCCUGGGAUCAGACGAGGCGCAUGCUGCCCGGGACAGCGAAUCCUUCUUGCGCCGCGUGUCCCACACGGUCCGCCAUGGUCGGAGUUUCAGUGACAAAGGCUCUCGUCUUUCAAAGGACCUCAAGUGGCCCCCAUCCCCGGUCAACGGGACAACACCAGUUCCGCACAUGGGGAGCCGGCCCGCAUCUCCCGAGCUAUCGCGCGCGGAGGAAGUGGCGUGGCUUCGCAGCGAGCUCCGCAAAGAGCGCCAGCGGGUCGUGGAGAAAGAACAGAAGAUCGCCGAGAUGGAGGCCGUUCUCAACGCGACUGCCGAUGUCAAGCAGGUGAACACCGAAUUGAACGAGAAGCGGUCAACGAUGGUGGUCCUGGACGCCCAGAAGGAGAUUGUCCUGCGCGAGCUUUCCGUCUUGACGGAUCACCUGGAGGCCGAGAAGCGCGGUGCUAGUGGCCCUCUCGACCUUGGAAAGAUUACAAGCAAGGCGCUGCGCGACUUUGUCGAGUCGCUUCACAAGCUGAAAGAGUCGUUCACGCCACAGAUCGAAGAAUUAGUACAGAGCCGUAACGAUGCCGCGGAGGAGCUUGCGACCCUGAACCGCAUGAAGGACAAGAGCUUCCAGGAAUUCGAGCAAUUAUCCUCCAAGAAUGCUCAAUUGGCUGAGUUGAACAAUCAGUUGGUGCAUCAAAUUCAAGAGCUCUACAAGGCCAAUUCGGCCGAGGGCACUCGCGGUGCGAACGGCCUUGGUAUCUACUCUCACGGCAAGGAGAAGUCGUUGUCUGCGAUUGAUACCUUGAAAUCCGCCAACAGUGAUCUUACCGCGUCAAUUUCUACUGCUCACCUCUCAGAGGAGGCCGAACCGGCCACUGUGGUCCCCGGUCCGCAGGUUGUCAGCAUCCGCAAAGGACAGCCUCGCAAGUUCAAUUGGAAGAAAGGUGGGCAGAACGUCGCCAAGGGCGUCACCAAGGGUAUCAAGGGCGCCUUCAUGUCGAGUGAAAGCAACACCGCCCAAGACGGUAACCCCGGACUCCCCCGCUCCCAGACCCAAGAUCCUAGUCGGCAAGGCUUCGGUUUCUUUGGAAACCAAAGGAGCAAGCAAGCGGGAACUCGGAUCCCUCAGGCCGAUAGCGUUCCCACGCUGGCUGAGGCCGCCCCAACUGGUCUAUUUGGGACAGAUUUGGAACAGCGCAUGGAGCAUGAGAAGAGUAUUAUUCCUGCCAUUGUCACUCGGUGCAUUCAAGAAGUUGAACUACGAGGUAUGGACAUGGAAGGAAUCUACCGUAAAUCAGGCGCCAGCUCGGCCAUUCAGACGAUUCGGGAAGGAUUUGAACGGUCUCCUCAGGAUUACGACAUUUCUGAUCCCGACCUUGACAUCCACGCCGUGACGUCGGCUCUCAAACAAUAUUUCCGGAAGCUGCCCACGCCUCUUAUCACUUAUGAAGUCUACGAAACCAUCAUUGAUACUGGUGAAAUCACUUCGCCCGAAGCACGCAUUGCCGCUUUGCAGAAGAGCCUCGCCGAACUGCCGCGGGUUCACCAGGACGUGCUGGAGUUCCUGGUAUUCCACCUGAAACGGGUGGUUGAACGCGAGAAGGAGAAUUUAAUGACCAGCCAGAACAUUGCCGUCGUCUUUGCCCCGACCAUCAUGAGACCUGAGAGUCUGGCCCGGGAGAUGACUGACGUGCAGAAGAAGAACGAGGUCUUGAAGUUCUUGGUCGAGAACUGUCAAGAAGUCUUUAUGGGUAUGCAGAGUUAG